Molecule: messenger RNA, 1995 nt
Organism: Nyctereutes procyonoides (raccoon dog)
Lineage: Eukaryota; Metazoa; Chordata; Mammalia; Carnivora; Canidae
Gene: PLPP7
Product: phospholipid phosphatase 7 (inactive)
Exons: 2
Coding region: 263-1078 (271 amino acids)
Cellular component (GO): nuclear envelope
Molecular function (GO): sphingosine-1-phosphate phosphatase activity
Source: RefSeq, a predicted model, not a curated record
CUCCCUAGUGGCUCCAUUGGCGCUGGCCUGCAUCGGUGGGCUCGAUUGGCUGCCCAGCGGGCACUAACGUCCCCUCAGAGCCGGGUGGCCGCCAGAGGUAAACAGCCAUGUGCAACCCUCUACUCUAUAUUUAACAGCUGCUGCGGGGAAGGCAGGGAGGCAAGGAGGCAGGGAGUGGUGGCGGCUCUCGGGGCAGCUCCUGUCUUCGGGGACAAGGCCGUGCAGCCGGGCUGGCCCCGGCCCUCGCCGUGUGAGCGUCACCAUGCCAGCCUCCCAGAGCCGCUCCCGGGCCCGGGACCGCAACAAUGUCCUCAACCGGGCAGAGUUCCUGUCCCUGAACCAGCCCCCCAAGGGGGCCCCGGAGUCCCGCAGCUCCGGCAGGAAGGCCCCGGGCCCCUCAACACAGCCCCCGCCCCCUGGUGAGGGGGCCCGCGAGCGGCGCCAGUCACAGCAGCUGCCUGAGGAGGACUGCAUGCAGCUGAACCCCUCCUUCAAGGGCAUCGCCUUCAACUCCCUGCUGGCCAUUGACAUCUGCAUGUCCAAGCGGCUGGGGGUGUGUGCCGGCCGCGCGGCGUCCUGGGCCAGCGCCCGCUCCAUGGUCAAGCUCAUUGGCAUCACGGGCCACGGCAUCCCCUGGAUCGGGGGUACCAUCCUCUGCCUGGUGAAGAGCAGCACGCUGGCUGGCCAGGAGGUGCUCAUGAAUCUGCUCCUGGCCCUGCUCCUAGACAUCAUGACGGUGGCCGGAGUGCAGAAGCUCAUCAAGAGGCGCGGCCCAUUCGAGACGAGCCCCAGCGUCCUGGACUACCUCACCAUGGACGUGUACGCCUUCCCCGCCGGCCACGCCAGCCGCGCGGCCAUGGUGUCCAAGUUCUUCCUCAGCCACCUGGUGCUGGCGGUACCCCUGCGUGUCCUGCUGGUGCUCUGGGCCUUCUGCGUGGGCCUGUCGCGCGUCAUGAUCGGCCGUCACCACAUCACGGACGUCAUCUCGGGCUUCAUUAUCGGCUACUUCCAGUUCCGCCUGGUGGAGCUGGUCUGGAUGUCGUCCAACACCUGCCAGAUGCUCAUUUCCGCCUGGUGAGCCACCCGCCCAUGGCCCCAGGACACGGGGUGGCCCUGGACAGGUGGUGGGAGCAGCAGGGCCCGCGGGGGAUGGCCGCGCGAACCGGCAGCCGCAUCUUCCCCAUCCUGGUCGGAGGCCCCCUGGAGGGCCAGAGGGGCGGGAGGGCCGGGUGUCACCCGCUCCUUCACUUGGAUCGAUGUCCACUCCGGGCAGGCCAGGGGGCCCGUGGGACGGACAGUUGUGCUUUGCUUCUGCCGCGGAGCAGGAGGCAAGGACCACAGUGGCAGGAGCGGGGCCCCAUCCCGUCCUCUCCCUUCGCUGUCAUGACUGCUGAGAGCUUGGCUGUCCCGCCACAGCACGACGCCUGGCAAACACCCCGGCCCGCCGCCCAACACAGGUGCCACUGCCUUUAACGGUCAUCGAUAGCUUAGGGCAGCACUUCCCCGAGGGCACACUGCCAGAUGCCAAUCUGCAAGACGCUUUGGGAAGGAAAAGGGUUUUGUGGUCAAAUAAGCUUGGGAAAUGCUGCAUACUGUGCCCCCAUGCUGAACAUUCGCGCCGUUGUUGUCAUAAAGGUUCUGGCAAGUCCUGUAGAAAUGCUUCCGGUCGAACCUGGUUGAACUCUGUGUUUCCUCAACUUAUUUGACCACAGACCCCUUUUCUUGAGGAACCGCUACUAAGCCCCAAAGAUCCACCGUCUCCUCAAGCAUGUUUUGGGAGAUGCUGCCCAGGAACCGGAGGGCCUGAGGUGCAGGUGGGCCUCGCCCAGCUCCUGGGGAGGCCUGGUGUCAUGCUGUCUGCAGAGAGCCCAGGGCCAUGGGCAUCGGUGCCACUUUGGCCCCCAGGGGCCGGACUCCAUGUGACCUGAUAGGUCAUUUCCAAGUACCCAUUAUGGAUGCUCAUUUCAUGUGACAAUACAGAUGACGUGCAGCAGA